Messenger RNA from Kickxella alabastrina, 1063 nucleotides. RefSeq names its product kinase-like domain-containing protein. NCBI's taxonomy places the organism in Eukaryota, Fungi, Kickxellomycota, Kickxellomycetes, Kickxellales, Kickxellaceae. The record is from RefSeq and is a predicted model, not a curated record. Gene Ontology annotation, biological process: protein phosphorylation. The transcript has a single exon. Gene Ontology annotation, molecular function: protein kinase activity; ATP binding. The coding region runs from base 465 to 1049 and encodes 194 amino acids.
ACCUCGCACGACUUCACCAACUGGCAUCGGAUCGGGCGCGGCGGCUUCGGCAAGGUGUACCGAGCCACCCCCCUACACCCGCAUUUCCCAACCACCCCCGUGGCAAUAAAAGUAGUGGACAAGCGGCAGCUGAAGACCCCAGCAGCAGAGCAGCGGCUAGCGCAAGAGGUGAGCAUCCACGAGAGCAUGGACCACACGCACAUUGCGCGCAUCUACGAGUCCUUUGAGGACGACCGGUUCGUGUAUUUGGUGAUGGAGUACUGUGAGAACGGGGAUCUCUGGCAGUACUUGAGGAGGCGCCUUGGGGGUGUGGCCGAGGGGUUGGCUGCGCUGGGGGAGGGCGAGGCCAGAAUGGUGAUGCGCCAAGUAUGCGAGGCCACGGCGUAUAUACACCGCAGGGGUGCGCUGCACAGGGACCUGAAGCUGGCCAACAUUCUGCUGGCUUCUAACAUGCACGUGCGCGUAUGCGACUUCGGGCUCGCCACACGGACCAACCAGCCCAGCAGCAGCAGCAGCAGCAGCAGCGGGGGCGGCAUAGGGGCGAGGAGAUGACAUUGUGCGGCACGCCUAGCUACAUUUCGCCCGAAGUUCUGGCGCGCUUGCCGUAUGGCAGCGAAUCCGAUGUUUGGGCGCUUGGGUGUUUACUGGUGACCUUGCUGACUGGUACGCAGCCCUUUGGGGCGGUUGGCAGGGGUGACCAGAUCACGGAGGACGUGGUGGCGCGCCAGGUGCGGCUGCCAAGGACGCUGUCGAGGGAGGCGCGGCACCUGGUGUUUGAGCUGCUGCGUGUGGAUCCGCGCGAGCGGCUGCGCAGCGAGGAGAUACUGGACCACGAGUUUUUUGCCAGUGGCAAGCCUGAGGUGCCACUGCAGAGGAUUGAGGACAACGCGGGGAGGGAUCGGAUCCUCCCACACGCGGACAAUGCCUUGAAUGCAGCUGCAUUAUUGGGCGAGCGCAUUCUGCCGCAGAGGCACGCGGGCGGAGCCGGACGUCGGCCAGGAGCACCCGCAUUAGAACCGGCACCGGCACCGGCACCGCACCCACAUUAGAACCGGCACCGGCC